ACUUAGAAGGUCAUGUCUCAGCUGUGCAAGCUAGAAAAGUGGCCAGCAGCUAGCUGACACUGACAGGCACACUGCACCAGACAGCUAGCCUUUAGCACCAGUUUCAUUCAGCUAACUACUGCAAACAUGCAGGAAUGGGCGAACCAAUUAUGCGAGAAUCGACAAUUUGGAUCGAAGAUGACGGACUCCAAGUACUUCACCACUACCAAGAAAGGGGAGAUCUUUGAGCUCAAGGCAGAGCUAAACAGUGAUAAGAAAGAGAAGAAGAAGGAGGCUGUGAAGAAGGUCAUUGCAUCUAUGACAGUUGGCAAGGAUGUCAGCGCUCUGUUCCCAGAUGUUGUGAACUGCAUGCAGACGGACAACCUGGAGCUGAAAAAGCUGGUCUACCUCUACCUGAUGAACUAUGCCAAGAGUCAGCCAGACAUGGCUAUCAUGGCUGUUAACACUUUUGUAAAGGACUGUGAAGACCCGAACCCUCUAAUCCGGGCGCUUGCUGUUCGUACAAUGGGCUGCAUCCGUGUGGACAAGAUCACUGAGUACCUCUGUGAGCCACUGAGGAAAUGUCUGAAGGACGAAGACCCAUAUGUGAGGAAGACGGCCGCUGUGUGUGUGGCAAAGCUCCAUGAUAUCAACGCCCAGUUGGUGGAGGACCAAGGCUUCCUGGACACCCUUAAGGACCUCAUCUCUGACUCUAACCCCAUGGUUGUAGCAAACGCAGUGGCAGCGUUGUCUGAGAUAGCAGAGUCUCACCCCAACAGUAAUCUACUGGACCUGAACCCUCAGACCAUCAACAAGUUGCUGACAGCUUUAAAUGAGUGUACAGAAUGGGGGCAGAUAUUCAUUCUUGACUGCCUGGCAAAUUACACACCUCGUGAUGACCGCGAGUCCCAAAGCAUCUGUGAGCGUGUGACCCCACGGCUCUCCCAUGCCAACUCUGCAGUGGUGUUGUCAGCAGUUAAAGUUUUAAUGAAGUUCAUGGAGAUGCUGCCCAAGGACUUGGACUACUAUGGCACCCUGCUGAAGAAGCUUGCCCCUCCGCUGGUCACCCUCCUCUCUGCUGAGCCCGAGUUGCAAUAUGUGGCUCUUAGAAACAUCAACCUCAUCGUACAGAGACGCCCAGAGAUUCUGAAACAUGAGAUGAAGGUUUUCUUUGUAAAGUACAAUGACCCAAUCUAUGUCAAACUGGAGAAACUGGACAUCAUGAUUCGCCUAGCAUCUCAAGCCAACAUCGCCCAGGUCUUGGCUGAGCUGAAGGAGUACGCCACUGAGGUGGAUGUGGACUUUGUGCGUAAAGCGGUCAGAGCCAUUGGCCGCUGUGCCAUCAAAGUAGAGCAAUCAGCGGAGCGCUGUGUCAGCACACUGCUAGACCUCAUCCAGACCAAGGUCAACUAUGUGGUGCAGGAGGCCAUUGUGGUCAUCAAGGACAUCUUCCGCAAGUACCCCAACAAGUAUGAGAGUGUGAUUGCCACUCUGUGUGAAAACCUGGACUCCCUGGAUGAGCCGGAGGCACGUGCUGCCAUGAUCUGGAUUGUGGGAGAGUAUGCUGAGCGCAUUGACAACGCUGAUGAGCUGCUGGAGAGCUUUUUGGAGGGUUUCCAUGAUGAAAGCACUCAGGUGCAGCUGCAGCUACUGACGGCAAUUGUCAAGUUGUUCCUGAAAAAGCCCACUGAGACCCAGGAGCUAGUGCAGCAGGUGCUGAGCCUUGCCACACAGGACUCUGAUAACCCAGACCUCAGGGACCGCGGUUACAUCUACUGGCGUCUGCUCUCCACAGACCCUGUGGCUGCUAAGGAGGUAGUUCUGGCUGAGAAGCCCCUGAUCUCUGAGGAGACAGAUCUGAUUGAGCCCACACUGCUGGAGGAGCUCAUCUGCCAUAUUGGUACUCUGGCCUCUGUCUACCACAAGCCUCCCAGUGCCUUUGUUGAGGGCAGCCGCGGUGUUCAGCACAAGAGACUCCCUGGCAGUGCUGGAUCUGGGGAGAGUGUUGAGAGCCCAGACACAAGUUCUGCUGCUGGACUUUCUGAGGCACCCCCUGCUGUUAUCCCAUCUCAGGGAGACCUCCUAGGAGAUCUGCUUAAUCUGGACCUGACACCUCCCGCCACCACAGGACCAACACCACCCCCGUCCUCUGGCAUGCAGUUGGGUGCUAUGGACCUUCUUGGAGGAGGACUGGACAGCCUGCCGCCCAUUCCCCUGCGGACGGACACUCCUCAGUCACCUCAGCUCCCUCAUCAGUCCCCAUCGCCCCCAGAUUACAGCCCCACUGAGCUUGGCGGAGACCUUGGAGGAAGUCCUGCUAUGGGCGCUGCUUUUGGUGCUCCGCCAGCUGUAAUGCCAGCCUCUUUCAAUGCCCCUGUUAGUGGUGGACUGGAUGACCUGUUCGAUCUCGGAGGUGGCGUUGGUAUGACUAUGGGAGCAUACAGCCCCCCUAAAACUAUUUGGCUUCCAGCCAUGAAGGCCAAAGGUCUGGAGAUAUCAGGCACUUUUGCCCGCCGUGCUGGGGUCAUCCAAAUGGAGAUGACUCUCAGUAAUAAAGCUAUGAGUGUCAUGACUGAUUUUGCCAUCCAGUUUAACAGAAACAGCUUUGGUCUGGCUCCAGCUGGUCCACUCCAGGUUCUAACCCCUCUUAACCCAAACCAGAGUAUUGAAGUGGCUCUUCCCCUCAGUACUGUGGGACCUGUCAUGAAGAUGGAGCCUCUCAGCAACCUGCAGGUGGCUGUUAAGAACAACAUUGACGUAUUCUACUUCAGCUGCCAGUACCCCAUCAGCAUGCUGUUUGUAGAGGACGGGAAGAUGGAGCGACAGGUCUUCCUCGCCACAUGGAAAGACAUUCCUAAUGACAACGAGUCCCAGUUUCAAAUCAAAGACUGCCAUCUCAACUCAGAUGCAGUUUCCAACAAACUGCAGAGUAGCAAUGUCUUCACCAUAGCCAAACGCACAGUGGAGGGUCAGGACAUGCUGUAUCAGUCGAUGAAACUCACUAAUGGCAUCUGGGUGCUGGCUGAGCUCAGGGUGCAGACAGGAAACCCAAACUACACAGUCUCUCUGAAGUGCAGAGCUCCAGAGGUUUCCCAGUGUGUGUUCCAGAGCUACGAGGCAAUACUGAAGAACUGAAAACACCCCAACAUGGACCCGGCCGCUGCCCUCACAGAAUCCUGGCACCUUCUCCCUCACCUGACCGAUGAACCAUGUUACAAGCUCACGCAGUGCGAGAGCCACUUCGUGCUGUGUGGGGCCUGGAGGCUGCACUCUGUAUGUCAUCCAGCAGUUUAAUUAGGAUGGUUAAUAAUGACUUCUGUCCCAUUUUGACCCAUGAUAGUUUUUUAUUAUUAUUCUUAAGACUGCAGAAAAGUCUGGUUCACUGUCUUGGCUAUCUUGUCCCCUCUUGUAUGUUCAACACACAUUUCAGUUUCUUCCCUACCUGAGCCAUCAUGUCAUGACCUUCAUUCUUUUGGAGGCAGACAGCUGUAUGACUUGCAUUCCUGUGACUGUUUUCUCUGCUAGAGGCUCUUUAAUCAUUAUCUGGCCCCACUUCUCUGCAAAUUAGUGUCUAUUUUUAGCGUCUCCAAUCAGCAGGUGAAUCAUCACUGUCGGCGCAUUUAUUUGGGGUACUUUCAAAUGCGGCAGAAAAAGGCUUUAACUCUCCUUACCCCUUGUCCGCUUGUGGGAAGUGGAAGGUGGCUGUCUGCGCCUUUUUAGAAGAGACUCAUAAAAAACUACAUUAUUGUUGUCUUUGUCAUUUUGUAGAGUUUUCUUGAGUGUCUGUGGUUAGCAGUGGGAUCAGAUCCUCUGCUGUCUCUGAAAGCAGAAUGUCUGAUGUGUGCGCGUGGAAACUGUUUGUGUGUGUGUUUCUUUUGUUUUGACAGAAUUUCUGGAGUAGCAGCGGUUGUCCACUGCCUGCUCUCUUAUGAAGUCAUUCCAAGGUUUAAUUUGUGUUGUAGUCUUGUUUGGUGUACAUGUGGCACACUGAGAGAGAGCCUCAGGUGUUGAGGAUUUUGUAUUUGCUGCUUCCACCUGCGUCAGUGACGGCCGCCUGGGCUCUCUCUCUUUCUCUCUCUGUGCCACUUUGCUCUCUCUGUAUCCUCAUUGCAGCUUUCAGAGUACCGUGGCCACCUGAGAUGAAGGCUCAGGUGAGAUUACUCUUGUGUUGUCAUGGUUUGUAACACUUCUAAGUAAUAAGUGUACAUGUAGGUACCACACGGUCUUAGCUUACAGAAGGCUAGAACAACAUCCAGUGUCCCUGUUUUACCUGCAGACUCGACUAGUUUAAUUGUUCACCCUCCCCGAGUUAGUACACUGAAGCCCUUUUUAUCGGCUCUACAGGAUGUUUGCAUCUCUUUUAACACCUUGUAAAGAGAGGUGGCUGUGUAUUCUGAGUGUGUCUUUGUAUGUGGUGACGGCUGAUUCUUGUGAAAUGCUGUAAAACAAACAAAACAAAUCAGAUGUUUAAUCAGAUGAUUUAGAUUAACAUGAUUUUUGUUUGUCGUGUGUGCAUCGUUUGAAAAAGAACUAUUAAAAGUCUUGAUAAAUUCA
Messenger RNA from Micropterus dolomieu (smallmouth bass), 4533 nucleotides. It is a transcript of the gene ap1b1, whose product is annotated as adaptor related protein complex 1 subunit beta 1. NCBI's taxonomy places the organism in Eukaryota, Metazoa, Chordata, Actinopteri, Centrarchiformes, Centrarchidae. Gene Ontology annotation, cellular component: clathrin adaptor complex; membrane coat. Gene Ontology annotation, biological process: vesicle-mediated transport; intracellular protein transport. The coding region runs from base 127 to 3114 and encodes 995 amino acids. The transcript has 23 exons. The record is from RefSeq and is a predicted model, not a curated record. Gene Ontology annotation, molecular function: clathrin binding.